AACGUACGUACUAGGUAGAGAUUAGCGGCGAAAGUCAGUUGAUUGGAGAACGGAACCAACAAGCGUGGCAUUUUCAAGGCUAAGAAGAAGGUGUUAACAACAGAUUAAAAACAGAAGUGCGGUUUGUUUUACCCUUAGUCGCCAACAUGAGUUCGUUAGAUUCUAUUCGAAAAGUGCUCCAAAAUUGCCAGCAGGAGCAUCUCCUAAAGUUUGAGGAUCAGUUAAAUGAAAACGAGCGCGAAAUAUUUUUAAAACAACUUAGUACUAUUAAGUUCGAUAAAGUGAACGCGUUGUUUCAAAAAGCAAAGAAUAGUAUUAGUGAAGAUGUUCAAAAACUGGAUUCUCGUAUGCAACCUAUUUCAGCGCAGCAGUGUGGAUCGGAAAAAAGUGCUAGUGCUGAGGAGUUAUUAAGUUAUAGAAAAUUGGGAUUAGAAGAAAUAUCUAAAGGACAUGUCGCAGUACUCUUAUUAGCUGGCGGUCAAGGAACCAGACUUGGUGUCUCAUAUCCGAAAGGAAUGUAUUCAGUUGGAUUACCUUCAGGAAAAACAUUGUUUCAAAUUCAGGCAGAACGAAUUCGAAGAGUUCUUAAUUUGGCUAAAGAAGAACAUGGCACUAUGGGUCAAAUUGUAUGGUAUAUAAUGACAAGUGGCCCUACAAAUGCUACUACAAAAAAGUUCUUGGAGAAAAAUGAUUAUUUUGGUUUAAGCCAGGAUAAUGUCAAAGUCUUUCAACAAGGACUAUUACCAUGCUUUGACUUUAGUGGAAAAAUAUUAUUAGAGGAAAAAAAUUUAGUUGCAUUAGCCCCCGAUGGUAAUGGUGGAAUAUAUAGUGCUCUCAGUAAUAACCAUAUACUAAAAGAUAUGGAAAAUAGGGGAAUUAAGUACGUCCACGUUCACAGUGUGGAUAAUAUCCUAGUUAAGGUAGCGGAUCCUGUUUUUAUUGGAUAUUGUGUUACAAAAGAAGUUGAGUGUGGUGCCAAAGUAGUAAGUAAAGACGGUCCUGACGAAGCAGUAGGGGUGAUAUGCAAAGUUGACGGAAAAAAUCAGGUGGUAGAAUACAGUGAGAUCACCAAUGAAACAGCAAACUUAAGAGAUUCUUCAGGAAAUUUAGUAUUUAGUGCCGGCAAUAUUUGUAAUCAUUUUUUCACAACAGAAUUUUUACAAAAAAUUGCAGACGACUAUGAACCUGACCUAAAGCUUCAUGUCGCUAAAAAGAAAAUUCCUCACGUUAACGACAGUGGAGAUAAAAUAUUGCCAUCCUCCCCAAAUGGAAUAAAAAUAGAAAAGUUUAUAUUCGACGUAUUUCAGUUUACUGAGAGAUUUGUAACUUGGGAAGUAUCACGCAUGUCUGAAUUUAGUGCCUUAAAAAAUGCUGAUAGUGCUAAAAAAGACUGUCCAUUCACUGCCAAGAGAGAUUUAUUAAGAUUGCAUAAAAGUUAUAUUGAAAAAUACGGCGGUAAAGUAAAAGACGGUGUUGAAGUAGAAAUAUCGCCCUUACUAUCGUACUCUGGGGAGAAUAUUGAGGAAAAAGUGAAGAAUAAAAUAUUUGAGGAAACGACAAUUUUGCUCUCCGAAGAAGAAGACUGUUUGAAAAAAAAAAUUGAAAAUUGUAUUAAGAGUUAAAUUAUUUGUGAUGAUUCAUUGGCACCUGGUUUAAAGUGGUUCUUGAUUAAAGAGAUUUAUAUUUCUACAGAAUAUUCGGAAGAAAUAUAAUCCAAUUCUUUGAAGACUUUUGAGACAAACAAAAUUUAUUUUUUAUUUUUGUCUACUUUUUUAUUAUUGUUAAUAGUAUUUGCAUUGAAAAAACAAUUGUUGCUUGUAUUAAUAUCAAACAAAUGUCGAACCACCCUUUUUAUUAAAGCUUUUUCUGAAUUCUUAUGUACGUAACAUAUAAAAAUACAUGUCAGUAAUUUAAGUUUUAUAACAUAAUUCCUUUUAAAAAGGCCUUUAUAUUGCUCAAAUAUUUUUUUCGUCAUUUUAUAUAACUUUGUACAUUUUAAAAAAUUAGGCCAUUUUUCUGUUAUCGC
Anthonomus grandis grandis is the source of this 2026-nucleotide messenger RNA. It is a transcript of the gene mmy, whose product is annotated as UDP-N-acetylhexosamine pyrophosphorylase-like protein 1. The record is from RefSeq and is a predicted model, not a curated record. Gene Ontology annotation, biological process: UDP-N-acetylglucosamine biosynthetic process. Gene Ontology annotation, molecular function: UDP-N-acetylglucosamine diphosphorylase activity. Lineage: Eukaryota; Metazoa; Arthropoda; Insecta; Coleoptera; Curculionidae. Bases 147 to 1622 code for a protein of 491 amino acids. The transcript has a single exon.